UCGAGGCAGGUCCGUUUUACCUAUCGCACCCACCAGUUAUCUGAUACCUUCUAGAUACGUCGGUCAUUGCAGAGUCUAUGCUCUCUCUUCUUUGUUUUCGUUUACAAUUCAUUCGUUUUCUGAUUACGAAAUUCUUUCGGAUUUCAGUUUGUUUUCUUUAAUCUUCUUUUCGAUUUGUUUCGUUGUGUUUGAGGCGUUUGGAUUGAUUUGAAAGCGAAUUCCGGUGCGAGGAAGACCUCAGGAUUUUGAAUCUAUCUACGAUAAACUUGAAUUUUGUUUUGUAUAUUCUCAUUGGACGGAGGUUUUUUAGGUUUCUCCAUGUCGGGCCCUAGAAAAGAAGAUUCGAUUACCAGCAACGUUAACGAAGGCGCCGAUCGUGAUAACGUUGAAGAAUUCGAGGACUCGUCUCGAGUUGGCGGUGUUUCUUCGAAUGUUGUUGAGGUUUCUGGUGGUCCGCAUGCUUCAACGAGGGAGAUUAACCUUACGGAGCGGCUGACUCAUAUGCUUGUCGAGGAAGGAGAUGGCGAUCUGUUGCUGCAGCAGAGCGAUCGGGAAGAUUGGGUUAUUCGGUGGCUUCAGGCGCUAGAUAUGCAAGUCAUGGGUGCUUGUCGGGCUGAUGAAAGGUUGAAGCCGUUGUUGAAGAUGACUACGUCCAGCGGCAUCGCGGAGGAUCACCUUCUUGCUCAAUUGAGUCAGCAUUUCGAGCCGGGUGAAGUUGGCAUUCUAGCGAGGUGUUUCUGUAUACCUCUCGUCUCUAUUCGCGUUGGGAAAAUAGACAAGCAAGGAACAAUCCUUUGCCCUACGAAUACAAGGGGAAACUUAAAACUAAUGGUCCUACCAUCAUCCGACUUUCGACUUUCAUUCAUUGGAGAUAAUGGGUCUGUAGAGAGACUAUUCGCUCUGAAUAACAGAUUGUCAAGUGAUUUCGUUACACUUGAUGAGAUCCCUUCAGAUAAUUCUGGCCGUUCAUUUGUUAUUAAAGCAAAUGAUCAAAAUAUCUAUUUUUGGUGCUCAGAGAAGUCAAAGCUCUUGGGAACUGAACUACUUGCGAAGAUGAAAGACUUACUGCAGAGAAGACCCUCUAUUGCUGAAUUAACUGGAAUCAGUGAAUUGCGCCUUGGUUGCUUUGCAACAUGCCUUCGUGCCUAUCUUAUGGAGUCAACUGUUCCUAACCAACAUCCAGUAAGUUCUGCUGAUUUGUUCUCUUCAUUAGACUCCACAAGAGAACUAUCCUAUUCAUCUUAUUUUGGACAAUCGUGUGCAUCAUCCAAAUCUGUGCGGUCAAGAAAUUCUGGUAGUUCAGCAGUUAAAUCAAAUUCUGUACUCCAGGGUAGUCUUAGCCCCAGGUUGAAUUCCUUUAAAGAAGGCCUUCCUAAGACGUUGUUUUCUCUGAGAGAUGCUGCUAGGGAAAAAUUCAGGAGGCGUGGAGACAGUUUGGCUUUAGAUAACCGUAUUGUUGCUCCAUCGAUUUCCACUGAUGCAUUUUGUGUUAAUUCUAUAAAUCAAACUGCUGAUUCAAGUAGCCCAUUAUCUGCAUCGAGUUUUUUGGAAUCAUUGGGAAAAUUAGCUGCCCCAACUCCUGAAGUUUCAUCUCAUGUUCCUUGUGUUGUUUCACCUCUCUUAACUCCUUACUACUGCUGGUGUCCUCCUGGUGCACCAUCAAUUCUGCAGCAAAGGGAAGAACCUUCUCAACUCCCCAUCCCAUCCAUCAGUGCAUCUUCCCUUCCACCAUUUCCUUCGCUGUUACCAGUUUCUACACCUUCAAAUUUGUCGGUUCCAAUAUCACCUUUAAAUCUAGUUGAUUAUCCGUUAGUGGAUUUCCCUUCUCUAUUUCCAGAGCCACUAGUCCGUCUGCCUUUGAAAACCUCUCAGCAGAUCCCGACCUUCACUCCUUUGUUCUGCGAUCCAAUUGUUCAUGUUCCUGUAAUUGAUGUUUGCUCCUCGGGUCAAGGCUACCUUGUGAGUGCAGGCCCUACAAUUUCGGCCUCCAUUCCGCCACUGCAUCCUACACUCGUGAAUCCAAUGAUACCUGCUAAUAAUGUAGAAAAGGAUCCUAGAGAGACACUGCGUCUGCUCAUCAGUGGUUCAAGCCAGGGCAACCCUCAAUUGAUGAACGUACUCCCUGUUGUUCUAACAGAUACACAAGCAAAUCAAAGUUUAUUUUUAACUGGAAGCCGUGGUCUGUACAGUAAUGCUCGAGACAUCGACGCAAUUGCAAACAGCAUUGCUUCACUGGGCAUUGUGUCACUUUCAGGGAAAUCCGCAAGUGAUGUCGACGAUUUGAAUGGCCAUCCAGAUGACAGCAGUGACUCAGAGAGCUCUUGUUUGCAUGAGCUUUCCCCAUCUCAUUCCGAGGGAAGGAAGUCUGGCUGAUAGAAAGUUUAUCUUCAUACAUUCAUUUCUUCUUUGCAGAACUUGGUCGCUUUUGUUGCCGUCUGCUAAUGUGUAGAUAUAUAGCUUUUGUAUUUCGAGUUACAAUUAGCGUUGCUCUUCACCAAAAGAGGUUGAUGAGUUCGUUGUGUCUUGGGGGGUGAUAUGUCUAUAGUUUUCCUGCCGUAGUAUAUGGAGUUCAUGUUUUCUUUCCGUCAAUGCCCUCUGUUUUCUUACUGUGUUGGGUUACUCUUAUUAGUAUGUCUUGGUCGUUUUUUAGGUUAAAAACGUACGUGUUCAUAUACAGUGUGUUUAGGAUACGGUUUGUAAUUAGAAGCAGCAAAAUCCAUCCA
Molecule: messenger RNA, 2723 nt
Organism: Cucurbita moschata (crookneck pumpkin)
Lineage: Eukaryota; Viridiplantae; Streptophyta; Magnoliopsida; Cucurbitales; Cucurbitaceae
Exons: 4
Coding region: 319-2373 (684 amino acids)
Source: RefSeq, a predicted model, not a curated record